This is a messenger RNA of Tribolium castaneum (red flour beetle), 1657 nucleotides long. RefSeq lists its product as uncharacterized. Gene Ontology annotation, biological process: long-chain fatty acid metabolic process; fatty-acyl-CoA biosynthetic process. Bases 51 to 1643 code for a protein of 530 amino acids. The transcript has 4 exons. Gene Ontology annotation, molecular function: long-chain fatty acid-CoA ligase activity. The record is from RefSeq and is a predicted model, not a curated record. Lineage: Eukaryota; Metazoa; Arthropoda; Insecta; Coleoptera; Tenebrionidae.
CGAGAUAAUUAAAAUCGGGCAAAAACGCUAACACACGUCCAGUUUCCCAAAUGGAGUCCCGAAUUAUCACGGCUCCUUUAAAAAACAUCAAAAUCCCCUACGAAUCUGUCGGGAAAUUACUCCAUGACCGAUUUAACUCAUUCCCUGAAAAUGCCACAGCUUUGGUCAAGGUGAAGGCCAGUGUGACUUGGACUUACCACGAGUUGGCCACCAAAAGCAAAAACCUCGCCGUAAACUUGCAAGAGCAAAUGAAAAUCGCCAAAAAUGACGUAAUUGCGAUUGUGAGUGGCAAUUCGGGGGAAUUUUGGGUGGUAACGUUGGCAGCAUUGUAUUUAGGAGCGCCGGUACAUUUGCUCAAUCCACGAUAUACAACUUACGAACUGAAACGUUAUUUUGAGUUGUCACGACCAAAAUUAAUUUUUUGUGUUAGUGAGGCACUAGAUAAGGUGCAAGAAGUCGGGAAAGAGUGUCAUUUUAUUGAAAAAAUUGUUUUGUUUGAUGAAGCGCCAGAUGCGAGCAGGGGUACCACCCGACUUGGCGAUUUGCUCAAAAAUCCCUGUUCAAUUUUUGAAUUUGAAACAAUUGAGGAUUUGGAAGAUCAAGUGGCUUUUAUUUGUCAUUCGUCUGGCACUACCGGCCUGCCAAAGGGGGCCAUGAUCACGCAUGCCAACGUUUGGUUGAAUUUGUGCCACUCCGACGAUGACGAUUUGUACCCAAAAUCCCCCAACCCCAUUGUUAACGUGGUACCCGUGUACCACGUCCAUGGGUUUUCCCUAUCGUACACAUCCCUCUACCAGGGGGUUAAAAUCGUAAUUAUGGACAAUUUCCAACCAAAGAUUUACCUCGAAAAUGUGCAAAACCACGGAGUCAGGAAAUUGUUUCUGGUCCCCUCAUUGGGCGAUUUUUUGGCUAAUAGCCCCCUUGUGGACCAGUACGACCUGUCUUCAGUCAAGGAAAUUUACCUAGCGGCUGGUGUAUUGCGGAAAAACACGGAGGAGAAAAUCCUAGACAAGUUUAAAAUCGUAACUAUUCGCACGGUUUACGGUUUAACCGAACUGGCCGCCGCCAUAUUCAUAAUUCCGGUUAAUGGCGGCAAGUCCGGAAGCUGUGGUAGGGUGACUCCGGGCCACCAGGUCAAAAUCGUGGACCCGGAAACCGGAAACCCGCUCGGUUGUAACCAAACCGGCGAAAUUUGCGUUAAGGGGUUCGCCAUGAAGGGUUACGUCAACGAUGCGGGGAAGUCCCGAGAGGCGUUUGACUCGGACGGAUUCGUCCGUACCGGAGAUUUAGGUUAUUACGACCAAGACUUGUAUUUUUUUAUUGUUGAUAGAAUGAAAGAUUUGAUUAAGUACAAGUCGUUUCAAGUGCCGCCGCUUGAAGUCGAGCAGGUUUUGUUGAUGUUUCCGGGCGUUGCGGACGCGGCGGUGGUUGGCAGGCCUGACGAGAGGUGCGGGGAACUACCGGUGGCGUUCGUCGUGCGGGAAAAAGGGGCGGAAGUGGACGAAAGCGAGUUGGUGGAGCACGUGGGGCGGUUUCUAACGAAGGAGAAGCACUUGCAUGGCGGGGUGAGGUUCAUUGAGGGGAUUCCCCGCAAUGAAAUUGGGAAAAUCUUGCGGAAGAAAUUGCGAGAGAUGCUUGAAUAAAAGUUUAUGAAAUU